This is a messenger RNA of Anarrhichthys ocellatus (wolf-eel), 5098 nucleotides long. RefSeq names its product zinc finger CCCH-type containing 6 (gene zc3h6). Gene Ontology annotation, cellular component: nucleus. NCBI's taxonomy places the organism in Eukaryota, Metazoa, Chordata, Actinopteri, Perciformes, Anarhichadidae. The transcript has 12 exons. Gene Ontology annotation, molecular function: RNA binding; metal ion binding. The record is from RefSeq and is a predicted model, not a curated record. Gene Ontology annotation, biological process: negative regulation of DNA-templated transcription. The coding region runs from base 365 to 3853 and encodes 1162 amino acids.
UGCUGCAGACCUCAGAAGCCAUUUUGAGAUGAUGUCCCUGUUGAGAAACCCUAUGAAGAUGCUGAAAUCAACGAACAUGGUUACAUUUCUGUCUGUUCCUCCCUCCGUCUCCUCUAUUUCACCAUGGCAGCUGUCAACCGACGGGACAUUAGCAAAGCGGGGCAUCAAGCUGUGCUCACAGAGUUAAAACGUCAUUGAAAUGAAAGAGGACAGUGUCCGUUUACUGUCUCUGUCGAGACAUGUAACACCGUGAGUUUUUUCCAGUCUGAAAUCUUCCAGCAUCUCUCACAACCCAACGUCUCCUUGAGUGACUGAGUUAAUUCACUCUUUGUACCGGAGAGAAGGGAGGCAGAUCCGUUUUCCAAUGGCUUCUGUGAGCCUUGUCUCCAGUCCCCCAGCCCCUGUUCUUGACAAAAACAUGACAGACUCUGAGCUUGCAGGGGAUGAAAGAGAGGACGGUGAACUGGAAGAUGGAGAAAUAGAUGAUGAAGGGAUUGGAAUUGAAGAGGAGAACAAAGAGGCUGCAGUGGUGAAUGAAGACAAAGAGAAGGAAAAGGACAAAGGUAAAGAGAAAGAAGACAAGACUCACAGGCACUCCAGGAAAAGAUACAAAAAGACCAGAGAGAAGAGGAGGUCCAAAAGGAGGAGGCGCGACAGACAGAAACACCACUCCCCCUCCAGCAGCUCCAGCUCGGACAGUUAUGACUCCGACUACGACCGACCGGAAAAACCCAAAACCCGGAAGAGCCAGGGAUCCGAUGGCCAGUCCUCUCAGCACGGACGGGAUUCAAAGGGCGGCCAUGGCAACUCACAGAAGUCCCCGCCGCACAAGAGCAGUGAUUUUGACAAAUACAGCGACUACAGCGAUGACAAGUAUGACUACGAGGAAGAGGAGGAGGAUUAUGAAGAUGACAUGUCCGAAUACCCGCAGUCAAAGGAUUGCAUCUCCCAGAGUCGUGGAAGGGGACGCCAUGCCAAAGACCAGAUGAAGAGAGGAAGCAUGAGGGGGAUGAAACAACAGCAGUUUGGGCAGAGAGGAAGGGGCAGAGGGAGCGGCCCAGGAAGAGGACGUGGGAUGCUCUACAAGAACAAGAAGCUGAAGGGCAAACCGUGGGGGGGGCGAGGACGAGGCCGAGGAGGAGACCAGGGCAUGGAAGACAUGAUGCCAGAAGGAAAAAAUUCCUGCGGAUUUCAGAAGAAACGGCCAAUUAUGAGCAAGGAGUUCAUCAAUCAGCACACAGUUGAGCACAACGGGAGAUACAUCUGCAAGUAUUUCCUGGAGGGCAGAUGCAUCAAGGGAGAACAGUGCAAGUUUGAACAUGAGCUCGUCAUACCGGAUAAGAAAAAGGAACUUUGUAAGUUCUACCUCCAAGGGUACUGCAGUAAAGGAGAUAACUGCAUCUACAUGCACAAUGAAUACCCGUGCAAGUUCUUUCAUACUGGAGCCAAAUGUUAUCAAGGGGACAACUGCAAAUUCUCCCACGAGGCUUUGAACGAUGUGACCAAAGAGUUGCUUGAUAAGAUAAUUAACACAGAGGAGGAGAACGCCCGUGAGGACGAGUUGGAGCUGGAGGAUCUGAGAAAGCAGGGUAUCGCCCCCCUUCCGAAGCCUCCUCCUGGGGUGGGGUUGCUGCCCACUCCUGGUCAGAGCAGUCCUACAGACGGCCAAGCGGGGAAGAAGAUCCCCUCCCUUUUUGAAAUCACGGUUCAACCUACUGUAGACUUGGCACAAAAAAUUGGUCUGAGCGGAUCCAACUUCUCCCAGAAUCAGGGGGAAGGCUCCAAUCAGUUUAGCGGAGGCUCCGAGGACACGCAGAGUGGAAAUAUGGUGCCUCCAGGCCCCUCUGCGCUUCCUGUUCCUCCCCCUGGGUCUCCUGUUCCCAUGGGUCACUCUGCUGGACCACCCGGCCCACAGAGCCCCCCAGGGCAGCACCCACCACACAGGUUUCCAAUGCAGCCACCACCGAUGCCCCCGGGUCAACCCCCACCCUUCCAUGGAAACCGACCCAUUCUCAACCCUCCGAAUAAUAUGCCGAGGCCUCCGUUCCCUCCUCCACCAGAUCUACAGAUGCUGCAGAGUCUCUUCCCUUUUCCAACGCUGGGUCAGAACCCAGUAGAGUUCUUCGGCAACGUCCUCCGAAACCAGGCCAUGGGUCCACAAGGAGUAGACCCUGGUCUGGCCUUCAUGCAGAACCUCCAGCAGCAGAUGGGUGCAGAGUCACAGUUUCAGUCCUUACCACCAGCUGUGCAGAAGGCCAUUUUAUUACACCUGACUCAGCAGCAACAGCAAGAGUCACAUCCACAGGGAAAUGAGCCCCAGAGAGCAGAGGGCCAGGACGAGAACAAUGCAAACAGAGAUGAAACUACAAACUGGUACUCGAGCGAUGAGGAGGAUGGGAGUUGUGUUUCCUCCAUCCUUAAAUCCCUCAAGAAGCAGAGUGAGAUGCAGCAGUCUCAGUCCAAGCCCCCCCCGACUGCACCAGCGGCUCCAGCACUGGGGGACCCUCGGCUUGUGAAGGAGAGGGCCCCACCCAGCGACCCCCGCGUGAAGACAGACCCUCGACAGCGACCCCACGGUAUGAAAAAGGAGUCCGAUGGCGUUGCAGACCCGCGGUUCUCCAGAGACCCCAGGAAGGUGAGACCAAUGGAGCAGAGUUCCUAUCGCCAUGCUGUUCCUCAGAAGCCUCCCACAGGAGAUGAGGAUGAUGAGGGAGAGAGGGAGCUCAGGGACAAAGCUGCUCUCAUCCCGCUAGAUGCUGGCCCCGAUGUGGUGCUGCGAGACCCACGUUGCCAGUUAAAGCAGUUUAGCCACAUACGGGUGGACAUCCUGCUCCAGCGCCCGGCCUUCGCACAGACAGUGGUGUGGGGCCUUGAGGACCUCAUCCCGUCCCUCGUGCCAAAACAGGAAAACUCCAUCAACCUGCCCCUCCCACCUCUAAUCGCAGAUGCUCAGAUGAACCGAACAAGCAUGCCUGACCAUCCCCCCGUCUCCAGCCCUCCGGCUAUUGACCCCAGACUGGUCGCUGCACGUUUGAAGGAGCGUAUGAGUCGAUUGCCCUCUGGAUCUCUAGAGUCCCGAUCCUCCGCUGAAAGACCUGUAGAUCCGCGUCAGCACAAGACUCUGGACCCCAGACUCAAGCGCACAGGGAGUCUGGACUCCAAGCUGCUGUGUCAGAAAGUGCCCUUCUCUGUGGGAGGAGUCGUGGACCCGAGGCUACAGAAGGCCAGUGUUAGCUCCUCCCCUCAUGCUGUCCAAGUGAAGCCGGAGCCUGAGAGGCUGCCACCUUAUGCCCCUCGUCUGGCAUCCUCUGGUGGAGGGCUAGAGAGUCCCACUACGAUCCUGGGGGGCAUCAGUCUGUACGAUCCACGUAAUCAAAGCGAGCAGGGUCAGAAGGAGCCAGCAGAGCCUCCCAAAAAGACUUUGAUUCUGAAACUCCCAGUUAAGAAGGACAAAACUCCGCCACUCUCACCAACCCAACGGAGCGGCUCUUUAGAAGAGGCCAAAAGCACAGACGUUGCCUCGGAUCAGCCCCCACCUUCCAGUUCUCCCACAGUGCCUCCUGCCUCACCGGUCAAACCCCCUGCAGUUCAUAACCUCCCCAUCCAGGCACUGGCCGGGCUGAUCCGACCCCAGUACACUGACCCGAGGCAGGUCAAACCAGGAGGACAGGGCUCCACGGGAGCACAAGAGGAGGCGGAAGGAAAUAAGCAAGAGAAAAAGGAGGAGAAGGACAAGGAGGAGGCCAUGGAGGAAGAACCAAAACAGGAAGAUGGACAGGAGGAGGCAGACGACAGGACACUUAAAGACGUGUUCAAGACUUUUGAUCCCACUGCUUCCCCUUUCUGUCAGUAAACAACCCAGAGACGUGUCUGUUCAUCUUCAUUUAGCUUUACAUUAACGUAUUUAUUUCUGUAUAGAUUCAUACACUGUCUGGUGUGCCACACAUCUGUCAGCACGGGGGACUCAGUGUAUACUUUUAACCGAACCAUGAUAUUGUUGUGUGUAUGUUAAGGUCUUUUUAUCAUUGUGUAAUUUUCACGUGUUUUAAACAAUCCGAAGAAAAGAAACUAUGGGAACCUGUAUAGUUUUCACGACGAACACACACCCUGUAGAAUAGAUCUGCACUCACUAUACAUUCAGAGAGAUGAUCCAUCUAACAAAAAUUGCAAGAAUUCCCUUAAGUUUUGUAUUUCCUUAUUUCAAGGCACUUUUAUAUCAUGAGAUCUUUCUGUUUAUGCUCACUUUGACUUUUUUCACAAUAAGUCAACAGAUGUUUUCUUGAAUAUUUACAUUUGUAUUUACUCAACACCCUGAUAUGAGUUUGUGAUUUGUCAACCUCUGACAUGAGCAGGUCAGAUAAUCAUAACAUGAGACAGUUCCCUGCUCAGCUGAGAGGAAAUGUCACUUUGAAACAUUGCAGCCAUUUAACUUGGGUUUUUGUACAUCGUCGGACCUUUUUGAUUUGAAGUGGCCUAAAUGCUUUGUGGAUGUAAAGUUACUGCGGUGGGCUUUUCUCACUCGCUAACCUAGCAGUAAGGACGGCUAAUUAAGUAUCUUAAUACUGGUUACUUAAUUUAAGUCAUUCCUCCAAACACUCACUGCUGACCAGCUUGUAAAUGGCGAGUAAACAGUUUAUCAGAAUAAGAAGUUUAUUAUACAAAGCAAGACAAUAUUAUCUUGGUCACAUUGCAUUGCGUUGAGACUUUAUUUUUUAAUGUUGCAUUUUGUUGGAGUUGACUGUAGAUGCGGUUGUGUGUUCAAGAGGUGAAUAUUGUGGGCUUAAGGUGGCGUAAUGCUCGUCGGUUUGUAAUAUUUGACGCUCUUGUCUCUGUUAAGAUGAGCCGUGUUGGACUAAAACUAAGCUAUGUACUUAAAAAAAAAAAAAAAUCAUUUUCAUAUUUCACAUUGUAUAUACCUAUUUUGUAUCACAUGUACAGCCUGUUUGAGUGUUUUAAUGAAUAAUGCUUUUUUUGUGUCCGUUUGAUUGUUAUGGUUGUGAUAAUACUAUAUGGCAUUUUAACAACACAUACAGUGGGUACGAAAAGUAUUCAGACCCCUUUAAAUUGUUCACUCUGUUUCAUUGCAGCCAUUUGCUAA